CAGCUGUGGGGCGGAAAGCGCAGUUAAGAGGAUUUAUUUUUUAUCCCAGUAAAUCUCGCGAGAACUGGUUGCUCGCGCACCAGAAUAACGACGGGGUGAGCGCCUGCGCUUCAAACUGUUAUAAUAAGUUACUUUAUGGUUAUUCUUUAGGCCGCCGUUCAAAGCCAGGCACCGCAGCAACCUCUGCAUGUCUUCCUUUAUCAGUGACGAGAGUUAACUUUCAGAAAUCGACGCUCGCGCGCGCAAAGCGGUUACUUUGUAAAAAAGUUCACAGCCAAUGAUUUAUGGAUCCGAUCGGCGGGACGUCCCUUCCCUGCGGCAACGUCGUAGACUGAUCUGAAUUCUCAUCCGCUGAGACGCAUGAGUGGAGUCUCAUUGGACAGGCGGGCUCCUCGCCGGGAAAGUGUUUUUGUUUUUGCUCCCUGCGCUCUCCGCGCGCCGCUGUAACUCCAAGGACGCGAGCCGAAGAUGGCCUUUCGCUCCAGCCUGUCCGAAAAACAAGAAGCGUUUAACUGUUUCGUGAUGACCGACAGAGACCAUUCCUGUGACACCGGCCCGUGUCCGACCAUCGAGCUGAGCAAAGCGGUGUCGGUGUCUCUGGGUUUGGACUCGCUGGCGUCUCCGCUCCACAGCCAGUGCCCCAGCAGCGCGUUCGCGGACUCCGCCGACGGCGGAAAUAAUGGUUCCCGAGGAGUGUCAGAGUUGCCUGGAAAUGUGAACUCGGAAGGAAAUGGACUCGUCCUAGCCCGCAGCAGCCCGACGCAGGACAACUUUAGAGAAGUGUGCGCCAACAUUAGGCAGGUGAGCUGCGUGGAUCUGUUCAGAUCGGGGGACAUGGACUGCGCGCAGUCGGUUACGCGCGGAUCGGUCAUAUCCAGAUUCGUCUGCAAGGAUCCAAGCAUGUUCGUGAGCCCGGCGUCGGAGCUCUCCGCCACUUCCCAGGUCAAUGAGGUCGCACCUUUAAAACCAUAUUCUGCUUAUCCCGCUAAUCCGAACCUGUACAGGGAGAACCAGGGCGGGUGGUGCGCAAACGAGCGCAUUUACAGCGAGCGGCCAGAGCCGCACAGAGGCGGAUCCGACGGACAUCAUUUCUCCUGCAAAUAUUGCAGUUGUGGGCAAACCCCGUUCGGGUCCAGGCAGGAAUGCAACUGUGUGUGGUACAGUAGAGGUGCGCAAAGUGGAAAAGGUGGCUCACACGCAGCGAUGGCACAGGCUUACGGCCAAGUGGAAAGUUACCCAGACGCGAUCCCCCAAGGGCAAAACACUUUUUCCACUAUCAAGACCGAACCUUCAGUUUGGGUGGACUGCGCCGACCGAACUUUCAGGCAUGAGGAUUUGUUUCCAGGAGUCUACCUGUCAGACCGCAGAGUGUGCCAGGUGUGCGGCGACGACGCUUCGGGCUGUCACUAUGGAGCAGUCACCUGCGGCAGCUGCAAAGUGUUCUUUAAAAGGGCCGCUGCAGGUAAGCAGAACCACCUGUGUGCCAGCCGGAACGACUGCACCAUCGACAAGCUGAGGCGGAAGAACUGCGCCUCGUGCCGCUUGAAGAGGUGCUUCAUGUCGGGGAUGAGCCUGAAAGGCCGGAGGCUGAAGGGAGCUGGACAGACGAGGAGCGGAGAGGAGGAGCUGCCCGCUGCCUGGGGGCCUGGGGAAAGGGAAGAGCGAAAGAAAGAUGUUAUCCCGGAGUCUGGAAACGUGGCUCAAGGUGGGCCUCAAGGCUUACCACCAGGGAUCCCCCCGACUCUGCGUUCCUGCUUAUCCCUCCUGAGCAUCCUGCAGUCUAUUGAGCCCACUCUGGUUAACGCGGGACAUGACCCCGCCCAGCCAGACAGCUCCUCGUCCUUGCUAACCAGCCUCAACGAGCUCGGAGAGAGGCAGCUGGUAACCGUGGUGCGCUGGGCCAAGGCAAUUCCAGGUUUCCGUGAUCUCCACGUGGAUGAUCAGAUGUCGGUGAUUCAGCUGUCGUGGAUGGGGGUGAUGGUGUUGGCGUUAGGGUGGAGAUCCUACACUCUCACCAACUGCUCCAUGCUCUACUUUGCUCCAGAUCUGGUUUUCAACGACCAGCGGAUGCAAAUCUCCAGCAUGUACGAACACUGCGUUCGGAUGAAGCUCCUCGCCCAGCGCUUCCACCGGCUGGAGGUGACCGAGGAGGAGUUCCUCUGCAUGAAGGCCCUCGUCCUCUUCAGCAUCCUGCCAGUAGAGGGCCUGAAGAGCCAGCGUUGUUUUGAUGAACUGCGGACCUCCUACAUCAAGGAGCUGGAUCGGCUGGCCAGCCACCGUGGGGAGACCACCCGUACGCAGAGGCUGUUUCAGCUCACGGAGCUGCUGGACUACCUCCAGUCGGUUGUGAGGAAAUUGCACCAGUUCACCUAUGAUCUCUUCAUCCAAGCUCAAUCCCUGCAGACGCGUGUCAACUUCCCCGAGAUGAUCUCGGAGAUUGUCAGCGUCCAUGUGCCCAAGAUCCUCUCAGGCAUGGUCAAGCCCAUCCUCUUCCACAACACGGCCUAGACGGAAGAGA
Molecule: messenger RNA, 2518 nt
Organism: Oryzias melastigma (Indian medaka)
Lineage: Eukaryota; Metazoa; Chordata; Actinopteri; Beloniformes; Adrianichthyidae
Product: androgen receptor
Exons: 9
Coding region: 469-2508 (679 amino acids)
Biological process (GO): regulation of DNA-templated transcription; male gonad development
Molecular function (GO): sequence-specific DNA binding; zinc ion binding; DNA-binding transcription factor activity
Source: RefSeq, a predicted model, not a curated record